This is a messenger RNA of Drosophila takahashii, 1602 nucleotides long. It is a transcript of the gene SmydA-8, whose product is annotated as SET and MYND domain containing, arthropod-specific, member 8. Lineage: Eukaryota; Metazoa; Arthropoda; Insecta; Diptera; Drosophilidae. The record is from RefSeq and is a predicted model, not a curated record. Gene Ontology annotation, molecular function: protein binding.
GUUGCGUUUCGUUAAUCGGCGGAAUCGAGAGAAAGAGUUGCCCUUUUCCACAGCCGAUCGAUAUGUCCAACGGUGCAGCUGGUGUUCCCGCGAAGAAGGAGGAGGAGGAGCCGCGAUCCUCGAAGCAGAUGACCAUCAGCGCCUCCACGCAGGAGCUGGCCGACCUGAUAGACCAGCACCUGGGCGAGCUGCGCCAGAAGGAGCCCUCGUGGCGCGUGGCCGACUCGCCCAUUUCCGGCCGCGGCAUCUUUGCCACCCGGGACAUUGCGCCCGGCGAGGAGCUCUUCCGGGAGCACACGCUGCUGGUGGGUCCGACCGCGCAUCGGUCCACCAAUCUGCGCACCUGCACCCUCUGCUACCGCCUGAUCCCGGGCUCCACGGACCCCGAGGCCCUCUGUCCGGCGGGCUGCGGGCUCCCAGUUUGCUCCGACUGCCGCAGCUCCCAGCGUCACGCCUUGGAGUGCAAGCUCUUCAGAAAGUGGAAGCCGCUGGAGAGCCAGAGGAUCGAGCCGCGCGCCCUGCGGAUCCUCAGCGUGGUGCGCUGCUUCUUCCUGGACGAAGCGGGCCGCAAGCUGCUCUACGCCAUGCAGGCCAACAUGGAUCGCUACUACAUGCAGGAGGUCCAGCGGGCCGCCGACUGCUUCGAGCACUUUCCGCGCGAGCAGGACAUGCUGGACUACUUCUACCGCACCAUCUGUGCCUUCAACACGAACGCCUUCGAGAGCCGGAGCAGCGUUGGGGGCCACGAGGUGCUGGUGAGGGCCCUCUUCCCGCUGGCGGGUCUCCUCAACCACCAGUGCACCCCGAAUGCGGCCCACCACUUCGAGAACGGCGAGACCAUCGUGGUCUGCGCCACCGAGCGGAUUCCCCAGGGCGCCGAGAUCACCAUGACCUAUGCCAAGCUGCUCUGGUCGACGCUGGCCCGAAAGAUAUUCCUCGGGAUGACCAAGCACUUCAUGUGCAGGUGCGUCCGUUGCCAGGAUCCCACGGAGAACGGAACCUACCUGUCGGCGCUCUUCUGCCGGGAACAGGGUUGCCGCAGCCUGGUGAUUCCCGUCCAGACUCGCACCCUGCAGCCCGACUGGCGGUGCAUCACCUGCGAGAACGUGUUUCCGCACUCGAAGAUGGCCAAGUACCAGGACUUCGCCCUGAACACCAUCAACAACCGGAUCAACUCGUGCAGCGUCCAGGACAUGAUCCACUUCAUCAACGAGAUGUGCCCGCGCUUCUGUCCCUCCUCCAACUACGUGCUCAUCGAGGCCAAGCUGAACGUCAUCUGGCGGAUGACGAGGUUCGACCGCGAGGAGUACACCCCCGAGGAGAUGGGCCACAUGGAUCGGUAUCGCGAGGAGGUCCUGGCCAUCCUCCACAAGCUGGGCGCCGGCGAGUGCACCCUGAAGAAGCUGAUCACCGGGGAGAUUCAGUGAACUUGUGAAUACUUAAGCGUUUUUUUUUUUUAUUCGCGUGUGAAUGAGCGAGUGUUUGUUGUGAAUGAAUGGGUUUUGUUUGGGCCACGGGGUUAAACCUCUGGGCCCUUUGUUGCUAUUUUAUUCGUAGUCACUUAAGGAAGAAAACAAAUAAACACCGAACUAUGUCUCUUUA